Messenger RNA from Hirsutella rhossiliensis, 1197 nucleotides. Its product is annotated as actin cytoskeleton-regulatory complex protein END3 domain-containing protein. Lineage: Eukaryota; Fungi; Ascomycota; Sordariomycetes; Hypocreales; Ophiocordycipitaceae. The transcript has 3 exons. The coding region runs from base 1 to 1197 and encodes 398 amino acids. Gene Ontology annotation, cellular component: nucleus; mating projection tip; actin cortical patch. Gene Ontology annotation, biological process: actin filament organization; actin cortical patch assembly; endosomal transport. The record is from RefSeq and is a predicted model, not a curated record. Gene Ontology annotation, molecular function: calcium ion binding; protein binding.
AUGCCCCCCCCCAAGAUCGAGUCCAAGGAGAUCGAGACGUACUGGAACAUCUUCGCCGAUCGCACUGGCGGCUCCCAGUUCCUGACCGGCGAGCAGGCCGCGCCGGUGCUCAAGAACAGCGGCCUGCGCGACGACCAGCUGGAGCGCGUGUGGGACCUGGCCGACGUGGACAACGAUGGCAACCUGGACUUUGAGGAGUUUUGCGUCGCCAUGCGCCUCAUCUUUGACGUCUUGAACGGAGAAUACGCCGACGUGCCCAAGACGCUGCCAGACUGGCUGGUCCCCGAGUCCAAGGCCCAUCUGGUGCAGGCCACCCGGGCCAUCACGGGCAAGCAGCCGCAGUUUGAGCACGUCGACGACGACUCGGACGACCAGGGCCUCAGAGACGGCUUCGAUUGGUACAUGGCGCCGCAUGACAAGGCCAAGUACGAGCAAAUCUAUCAGGAGAACCGGGACAUGCGGGGCGAGGUGUCAUUCAAUGCUCUCGGGGACUUGUACGAGUCGCUCGACGUCCCCGACACCGACCUUCGCUCGGCGUGGAACCUGGUCAACCCGUCGGCCGGAUCUACAAUCAACAAGGACGCUUGCCUGGCAUUUCUUCACAUCCUCAAUAACAGACACGAGGGCGUCCGCAUCCCGCGCACGGUACCCGCAUCCCUACGGUCGAGCUUCGAGCGAAACCAGAUAGACUAUCAACUCGACAACCAACAAACGGGCGCGGGCUCGCGCUGGGCCGCCAAGGCCGACGACUCCACCCUCACAGGCCGCAAGACCAAGUUUGGCGAUCAGUACCUCACGCGACUCGGCCGGAGCGGCUUCAAGGCGACGGGCACCGAUUUCUCGACGGAGAAGACGGAGGACUGGGAGGAGGUGCGGCUGAAGCGCCAGCUGGCCGACCUGGAGGGCAAGAUUCAAAAGGUGGAAGACAUGGCCGAGCGGCGCAAAGGCGGCAAGCGGGACUCCAAGCCUGCCCUCGUCAAGAAGGAGCUCGACCAGCUGCUAGACUUUAAGCGCGGACAGCUGAGAGAGCUGGAGGAGGGCUCGGGCCGCAGCGCCGCCGGAGGGAGUCUGAAGAGCAUAUCCGACGACCUGCAGACGGUCCGCGAGCAGGUCGAGGGGCUGGAGAAUCAUCUGAAAACAAGAGGGCUGGUGCUGAGCGACCUGCAGAGGCAAAUUGACGCCGAAAAGGCAGGGUGA